CGAAAACGGCUGAGAGAGCUUCUGUGUAAUCUCUAUUUCUUUGUUUUUGACUUGUUGUUGUGGUUUUAUGCUGUUUCCGCUCAAUCAAUAUGUGACAAAAUUGUUUGGACCGCCGUCGAGUGACCUUAUCUUUUUGUUCCUUCGACUUGUCGUUAUAUAUAGACAAAUCACUUUGACAAUGUAUCACUUUUACUUUGUCAUUCUCGGAUUUCUUUUCGUCAUUUGUUGUAAAUACGAGUAAGUAAACAAACUGAAAUAUUUUCCAUUCACGUAACAUGGCAGACUUCCUUAGUCGAGAAAAACAAACUGCGUCGGCUUUAUUGAAAGCUCAGUUUGGAACAGAAAAGGGAAAAGCACACUUGAAUGGCGUACUUAAGACAUUGUUUGGUCCACAGAAAAAAUUUACGAAAGACACGAAAGAUUGGUGUAAAUGCCUUAUCGCUGGUGGGCAAAAUCCUGAUUCGUUUUUCAGCAAGUUAAAAGAAUAUAAUAGUUCCCAAGUUUGUGGACUAGUAUGGCACAAAAAUUUCGUAGCGUUUCGCUGUCGCGACUGUGGCAUAUCACCAUGUAUGUCCAUUUGUGCAGACUGUUUCCAUGCUGCUGACCAUACAGGACAUGACUACAAUAUGUUUCGAAGUCAUGCAGGAGGUGCAUGUGAUUGUGGUGAUGAAAAUGUCAUGAAAAAGGAAGGAUUUUGCCCAUUUCAUGGUAAAAAGAAGAAAAUGUCUUCCGGACCUCCUGAUGAAAAUCUUGACAUGGCUAGAGCCAUUAUUCCACAUCUAUUUAAUUGUAUUUGUCAAAGUAUCAAAACACUAUCAAACUCAGCUGAUGCCAUUUCUUGCGCUAAAGAAAAUAACGACAAAGUUUUGGAAUUUCUUCAAGAAUUAAGUGAGGGAGAAAUACUUCGUGGAAUAAUAUGUGAUAUGGUUAUGGACGAUUCUUUAAAAUUUUAUGUAUCUAAUGAAGAUGUUACAAAGAAAGAAAAUGGGUUUUCAUCUUUGAACUUAAAUCUCUUACCUCCUGAGGACAUACCUCUCUCUAAUGGCAGGUUUUCGUGCUAUCUAGAUAUGUUACUGGAAUUAUGUUUAAGGCACGAUUUUCCGGAGAAAUUGGUUACAUUUCUCCUUCAAUUGCUACCAAAUCAAGAAUACAAGAUUGCCUUCACGCGUAAAUUUUGUGAAAGCUAUCACAAAAUAGCCCAGUUACUAACGUCGUACCAAACUUUAUCUGAAGUAGAACACCUGUCCAACAGCAUUGUUCAUGUUAGCGUGCAAUUGUUCAGUAAUAAAAACCUCAUAACAAAAAUGGUCGUUGAAUAUAAAUUUUUACAUGUUAUGGUGAAGAUUUUAUCUGAAAUGAUGAGACCUGUUCUGCAGCAAAUGAAAGUAAAUGGUCAAUAUGUGAAGCAUCUGGUGAUCAAUUGUGACUCGCAUGUUGUCAGAUAUCAUUGUUAUUGGCCAAUUGUUAGCGAUAUCAUCAAUGUUGUUACUCAUCAUAACAUUGCUGAUAUUUUCAUGAAAGAUUUAGACUUGUUGGAGAAAUGGAUGAAUUUCAUUGCUCGUAUUACAGGAAUAAACUGCAAUGAGCGAAUCAUUGGUGAUCAUGUCAGUUUCGAACCAUCAUCGUACAAUGCUGCUUUCUUCAUGGAAGUGGAGGCUGCUGCCUCUCCCAUGUGGAGUUUAAUUUCUGCUUUAUCUGCUCUGAAUGACAAAAAAUGUGUUUUAAAUGUCUUGGAAAAGAUAUCCUCAGCCUUGUUCAUGUGGCAAAAGAAAGUUAACAAUCAGCCUUCUCGAGCUGAGGUCCAUUUUCAUAUACCGCUGUUACGCUAUUUUUCAGCUUUUUUAAAACAGGCUCUACUGCAGUUUCACCUAUGUCUUGAAGAUAUCGAAGUCGAUCAUUGUCUUUUGGUUAAAUUACUUGACUGGCCUGUUUGUAUCCAGGCUGCUGUUUGCGAAAUUCGAGCUGGUCUCUGGGCUCGCAAUGGACAUCAGAUAUUUGUUCAAAGUGCCUGGUAUCAGCAAUGUCAUUUUUCUAAUUCAAUGCUGGAUCUAGACAUAUUUUAUCUUCAGAUCUGUGCUGCACAUUUGGAUCCAGAAUAUUUUCUUGGUGUUUUAAUUGAUAGGUUUCGUGUUGAACAUUGGUUUCAAUUUCCAAGUGAACUAGAGUCAUGUUCACCAGGUCUUGAUGAUGGAACUAAGGACGUGAUGGUCGAAGGAUUGCUCACGUUGAUUAUUACGAUAGUCAGUUGUAGACUACAUUGUGGUAUGGAUGUAGAGGAAACCCUGCGGCUUGAAAUGGUCACAUUGUUAUGUUUUUCUGAUCGCACACAUAGUAAACUUCUUGAAAAUGUCCCCGAAAAAUAUGGUCAAGCGAUGAACGCUCAACUUUUUGAAAAAGUUUUAAAUGAGAUUGCUGACUACAGAAAUCCUGGCUGGGACAACUCUGGCAUGCAACAAGGAACGUAUGUUUUAAAACCAAAAUAUUGGGAUUCACACUUUGAUCCUGUUCAUGCUUUAAUGAGAGCAUUCAGUAGAAAGGAAUUUCAGUCAUCUAUGGAUCGUUACGUUGAACAUGUUCGAAAGUCAACGAAAGUGAACGUUAAUUCAGCCUGGCCGCCAUUUCGUUCUGUGUCUGCCAUGGGUAGGCCUAAAUCGUUGAAUGGAGUCAUGAGGAUUCUUCAUUGCAAGAAGUUACAUCAGAUGAUAUACUUGAUACUUCACAAGGCGACUUCAAAUGUUACUACGAUGUCAGAAACUAUAUUAUACCUCACCAUUCAUCUCAUGAAUUUGGCGGUUGAAUCAUCGCCUUCGUGCUUUUCUGUGUGUUCAAGUUCUUACAAACCUUUUUUAAAUGAAGUUGGUGAUAUUCCAUCUGUAGUUGCUCUGAAAUGUUUGAAAUUUCUUGAUGAGUAUGGAAUCAAUGUAAAAGGUCUUCAUAUAGACGAAGAUUUUAUUGAAGUUAAUGAUACUUUGAUGGUUAAUAUAAUGUAUGAUCCUUAUUUUAUUCUAUGUCCUAAAUCAAUAUCUGUUCGAGAUGUUUCUAAGAUACUUGGUCACACUUUAUUCUACAAGAUGGAACCUUCAUUGUUUGGUUGUUUACUGCCAUAUAUUAGCAAUAUAAUGAAUCAUACAACCAAUUUGUUAAAUCAGUCAGAAAGAGAAAACCAUCUUCAGGUUAUUCAGUAUUUCUUGGAAACCAUGCCAGCGCACAGAUACAUGUUAGCAAAGCAGUUCGUUUCAUAUCUUAUCAAAUACAUGGAAAGAGAGCAGAUUUUUAUGAAGAAUGUCUCUCUGAUAUGUGAUCGCUCAGUGUCAUCGGAAUCAACUGUUCUGUUUACCUAUCUUAUUAAAUAUCAUCAACGAUUAUUUCGGGUUUAUCCUCGCACUGAUGGUCUGCCUAAAGAUAUUUUCUCGUUGGAGUUUCCAUCUGAUAGUUUGGUUGAUAACAUAAACCAUCAUCCUAGUAUCGUUCCCGAGGGCAAAACUAUGCUGAAAUUUUAUACUCAAGCAAGUUUAGAGGAGGAUCUUCAAGAUUCUUUACAAUCAAGUUCCUCUUUUGAUCUGACAGCUGAUGUUGUUAAAGAACUCAUUGAAAUCACUCAAAUUCCUGAAGAUUCAGCGAUAUGUCUUCUACAGAAAAGCAACGGAAACUUACAGAUAGCAAUAAGUAUGUAUUUCGAGAAUGGUGCAUGUGCUAAUGAAUCUAUGGAAACCAAAACCAAAGAUUGUUCUUUGUCAAUGGACGUCGAUCAUUGUGAUAACACGGAUGAAAAUACCAACUUGCUAGAAGAAAACGGCACCUCAACAUCCUCUCACCUACAAGACAGUAUCGUAGAUUUAUUGGUUAGACUAAGAACUCUUCUUGUGACAUUGUCCUCGCCUCUUUCACCAAGAUGUCCAGGCGCUCCUGUUGUAAAUGAUGCCGUACAAAAAGUUUCAUCUUUGCUCCAAUUGAUUCGUCGGCUAGGAUCUUCAAAUGUUGAAAUGAUUGGAAAUGUAGAAAAAGAAACGUUAAGAGAAGAAAAUCGUGAUGUCGAUUCAUUAAAUGAACAAGAAAAAAAAAAGAAAAAAGUGAAAGAACACCGUCAGCGAAUUUUGGAUGAAUUAAAGCGUCAGAGGGAAAAGUUCGAGAAAACGUUUUGCUCAAAAGCUUCCACCUCUGAAAUAAAUACUGAAUGUUCAAGUUCAUCAGCUAAACUAUUUCAUUGUGCAAUUUGUGGCCAAAGUGCCCCUUCUACUGAACAACGACCUAUAGGUUAUGUGGUCUUUAUACAACCAGGAACUGUUUUGAAAAAUCGUCACAAAAGAUGUAGUAGAUCAACAGAGUUGUAUUAUUCAAACAACGGCCAUUCUUCUUGUCAGUUAUUUAAUGAAGUAUCUAAUGAAAUAGUUUGCUGUGGAUCAAUUACUUCUGCUAGAAGAAAAUUUUUGUUGACAUACUUCGAAAAGAUGAAAGCAACUCAAGCUUGCGAGCUAGGUAUUGACGGUGGAGUUCAUGUACAAUCUUGUGGUCAUUGUGUUCAUUUGGAAUGUCAUCAAAGCUAUCUACAAUCAUUAAAGGACGAUACAUCUUUGCCUGGUAAUGAUAACGCUUUAUACGAUUUUGAUGUCAAUAACGAAGAAUUUUUGUGUCCGGUUUGUCGAAGACCAGGAAAUUCAAUCUUGCCGAUAUUACCAUCGGAUAUUUUGAAAUCAUGUAAACGAAAUAAGGUCAUGUGUUAUAAGGAUAUUUUAUGUGAAUUGGAAACCACUAUGAAGAAAUCACUUAGUAAUAGUUGGUCCAAGUUAACUACAUGUGCCCUCCAACCAAGUGUUCUAAGCACGUCAGUGACUUUUCUCGUGGAAACUAUAAAUCGUUUACACUUAAAUAAAGAACGUGGAGGUUUUUCUUUCUCACAAUGCAAAUUUUCCCUCAUUGUUGCAACUGUUAGAUCUGUGUUGGAGGCCGAGCACAUUGCUAUUCAGACUGGAAAGUUUUUUUCAUCAAGAAAAUGCUUUUUUGGAACUUUGCUGCAAACAUUUCAGUUUCAAUGUCAAACUCUUGUUCGUCCGAUGUAUCAUGUCUUUAACCUGUUGACAGGUCAAUGUGUCGAAUCUUGUGAGCAAAUGCUGGAAGAAGAUACUUCUAUUAAUGAUGUACCGUUGUUGUUAGGAGAUUGUGUCUGUUUAUUACUAAAAUUAAUGUUAUCAUGGCCAGCUCCACUUGGUUAUCGACAUUUUCAGUGUUUAGUUCAGAUGGUGUUUAACGUUGUCCUUAUUCAAGCAAUGGUUAAGACUUGCUGUUCUCUCAGUAAUGAUGAACGAAAUUCGUGGAAAUCACGUACAACGAGAUGCAAGGGUGUUGCUGCUGCUUCGUGUUUGUCUACUGAAGUUAUUUUAAGUCUUGUAUGUUCUCUGCUGGCCGAUAGUAAAAUAUGUCAAGCAUCAGAAGAAUGUCUAGGAAUUUCACAUUCCAUAUGGUCACCACAAUCGAUUGAAGUCACUCUUCAACAAUAUUGUCUUCCUUUUCUUCGUCUUGUCUCUUCCCUUUCAUCUUUAUGUUAUUCUACGAAAUCUUUAACGAUACAGGAUGGGGAAAACGAAUUUUUUUUAUUGACUAAAUCAUUGGGUCUUCAUGACGAAACGGUGCUCAGCUCUACGUUUUCUGUCUCAGAUUGCUUUAAAUGGUCACAUAUGCCUCUGUUAGAGUUGAUCAAAACUUGGUGUGAUCAAUUUUGUCAUGCAUCAUCUAGUCACGACACUUUUCCCAAGGAUCAACUACCUGGAAUGGAUGAGUGGGAAUUACCAAAAUUAAUAAAACUGCCCGAAAGUUAUUGUAGUUUGUUUCGAUUAAAUCGGAGAAGGUCUUGUGAUAAAUGUGGCAGUAUUCCUGAAGAACCAACAAUAUGUCUUGUGUGUGGAGCUUUUCUCUGUUUACGUGGUGAAUGCUGUCAACGUGAUAAUACACGUGAAUGUGUUCAGCAUGCAAUUGAAUGUGGCUAUGGUACAGCGGUUUUUCUAAUGUUAAUGUCAUCUAGUGUUUUUGUAAUUCGUGGUGAGAAAGCUAGCGUUUGGGGGUCUGUGUAUCUUGAUGAAUUUGGGGAAGAAGAUAUCGACCUAAAGCGAGGCAAACCUUUGUUCUUAUCAAGUGAGCGCUACGAAAAACUACAAGAACAGUGGCUCACGCAUAAUUUUGACGCCAUUUGUAAGAAAUGGGUUCUACAUCAUAAUAAUUUAUAAAUCAUUGUACUAAAGAAAUAACAUGGAUAACGUUUGUGUUUAUAAAGCAUAUAUUUAUAUUUUCAGAAAGUAUUCUGUUUUGUUAAAAAUGUGUAUAUAAUGUUGAUGUUAUGUUCAAUAGAUAUGAAUAAAUAUAUAACUACAAACAUUCACAAACAACUAUAAUCUUUGUUGGCACGUGUCAAUGAUUAUGCUGUUGUUAGUUGUUGUUUUUUUAAAUAAUGGAUAUGAACUACGUAGUAUAUAAAUCUUGAAAUUAAUGUUGAAAAAAGUCAAAGUAUAUCAUUAAUAUGAUUACAAAUUUACUGUAUCAGUAAUGAUACGUACAUCCACUGACCUAAAA
This is a messenger RNA of Xenia sp. Carnegie-2017, 6561 nucleotides long. Its product is annotated as E3 ubiquitin-protein ligase UBR3-like. Gene Ontology annotation, cellular component: cytoplasm; ubiquitin ligase complex. Gene Ontology annotation, molecular function: protein binding; zinc ion binding; ubiquitin protein ligase activity. Bases 276 to 6218 code for a protein of 1980 amino acids. NCBI's taxonomy places the organism in Eukaryota, Metazoa, Cnidaria, Anthozoa, Malacalcyonacea, Xeniidae. Gene Ontology annotation, biological process: ubiquitin-dependent protein catabolic process via the N-end rule pathway; protein ubiquitination. The record is from RefSeq and is a predicted model, not a curated record. The transcript is spliced from 47 exons.